This is a messenger RNA of Penicillium bovifimosum, 1167 nucleotides long. RefSeq lists its product as uncharacterized. The record is from RefSeq and is a predicted model, not a curated record. The transcript has 2 exons. The coding region runs from base 1 to 1167 and encodes 388 amino acids. NCBI's taxonomy places the organism in Eukaryota, Fungi, Ascomycota, Eurotiomycetes, Eurotiales, Aspergillaceae.
AUGACCUCAAAAACGCCUGCCGCCUUUCAAGUGCACCAGACCAGAAAGCCACUGAAUCAAUUUUCCGUCGACCUACAGGCAGCAAUCAACCAUGCAACAAAAUUGAGCACCUAUCAAAAGACAGUGGUGAUAGCCUUUCACUGGCAUAAUGACGACAUAGGAGUCGAGCCCCUCGAGAGAGAACUUUUAGGCGUCUUUCGAUCUGUUUUUGGGUUUGAGACGGAGAGUUUCUCAAUCCCGCUUGAGGAUUCCCAGUGGAUACUUCUGCACUAUCUUGUCUCUUGGUCACGGCGCCACUCUGGAGAAGAUACCCUCCGAAUAUUUGUCUACUCGGGUCAUGCAGGUUGUGCCGGAAGAGUCGCCGAAACCUGGCACUUGGGUGGUCAAUGUAAUGCCAAUACCGGCAAUCUGGUAGGCCCGAGCAUUAACUGGUGGGAAGUCCGUGGAUACAUGGAACGACACCCAGGCGAAGUCUGCUAUCUUUUUGAUUGUUGGUCCGCAGGAUCAGGGGCUUUGAGCGCAUAUAAGGGCGCAGAGUUUCUGGCAGCCGCCGCCUGGGAUCAAAUGACAACGGCGAGUAUUAAUUUCUCCUUAACCCGAGUUCUCAUCGACGAACUGCGUCUGCUGAACGGCCGGUCCGAGACCCUGGCAAGCAUUUAUUCUCGAAUUUUUUCCUGCGCGCAGCAGAAUCAGGCUGGAUCUGCACCAGUGCAUAUCCCUAAACCAAAUUCGCCCAGCGUGACCAUUGGCCGCAAUCGCUCAAGGCCGGCGAUCACCAGGAGUAGCGACCAAGAUGCCUCCUAUGUUCUAAUAAGCAUGAAAGUCCGGGAAGAUAUUCCCCUAAAUCUCACUGAAUGGAAAGAGUGGCUGACACGCCACAUUCCUGCCCACGUGCUGUCCGCCAAGGUCACGAUCGAAGGUGCUUUUCGAGGCUCCAGUCUCCUCCUUUUCACUGUUCCCGUGGAAGUCUGGACAAUGAUGCCGGCUAAUGACCCGUGCUACGCAUUUAUUGCGCACGUUAAGUCGCACAAUCUGUUAUCCCAACCACUAACUCAGACAACCCUACCAAUGCACUUCCCCCUUUAUCAGGAAGAGAGAAUCGGCCACGGUGAAGCCCAGACAAAAGGUCUUUCGGUAGCCCUGGACGUUCUCCGUCUCGUUGAAUAG